Messenger RNA from Cryptosporidium ubiquitum, 2520 nucleotides. RefSeq names its product NADPH-dependent FMN FAD containing oxidoreductase. Gene Ontology annotation, molecular function: NADPH-hemoprotein reductase activity; flavin adenine dinucleotide binding; FMN binding. Gene Ontology annotation, cellular component: cytosol. NCBI's taxonomy places the organism in Eukaryota, Apicomplexa, Conoidasida, Eucoccidiorida, Cryptosporidiidae. The transcript has a single exon. Bases 1 to 2520 code for a protein of 839 amino acids. The record is from RefSeq and is a predicted model, not a curated record.
AUGGAAUGUCCAGAAAGAGUUUGGAUAGUAUAUGCAUCACAAACUGGUAAAUCAGAGAGGUUAUCUUAUGAUGUUAGAGAUGAGUUAUGGAAAGUAGGAGUGAUUGGAUAUCCAACAUCUAUUAGUGAAUUUGAAGAUAUAUUUUUUGAUUAUUUUGAGGAAGAAUCCCAGGAAAAUAUUAAUAAGAAAUUGGAAAUUGAAUUCCCCAUGACAAUAUUUAUAUUAUCAACAACAGGACAAGGAGAAGUACCUGAUACUAUGACUUCAUUUUGGAAUCGAAUUUUAAUGAAUAAUUUAAAUACUAUCUUAAUAAAAAAGUUGAAUUUCGCAAUAUUUGGAAUGGGUGAUAGAUGUUUUGGUAAUCAAAGAUUUAAUAUAACUGCAAGGAAACUACGUCAUUUAUUAUUAAAUUGUGGAGCUGUAGAAAAAGUACCCUGGGGACUAGGUGAUGAAUCACAUGAUUUUGGUAUAUUGGGAGAAUAUGAUCCUUGGAUUGAAAAUAUAAUUAAAAUGUUUAAACACAAUACCGAAAUUGAUGAAUAUUUUAAAAAUAAUCUUCCAAUCAAUCAAUAUAAGUGUGAAAUAAAAAGUUAUAAUCCAGAAAAAGUUAUUCAAGAUAUUAAUUAUGAAUUUGAUAUAGAAUUAGAGAAUGAAUUAAAAAAUUCACUAUUUAUUCAAAAGAAACACAUAAGUGAUAUCAAUAAAAAGAAUAUAUCAUUUCCUAGUAUUUCUAAUGUAUUAUAUAAUCAAGAAUGUGAUAAAGAAUCUAAAAAUAAAAAAAUUAAAAAGAUAAGAUUUGGUUUGUCUCAUGAGGAUCAAAUUAAUUAUAAAUCUGGUACUCAUCUUGCAAUUUGGCCAGUCAAUCCUAUAGAAAAAGUAAUACAUUUUAUUGAUUUAUUUAAUCAGGAAAUUAAUCCAAAAACAAUUAUAGAAAUUCAAUUUAAUCAUGAUUAUUAUACUUGUUUAUGUAAUAAACAAUAUGGAUGUAAAUAUAAUUCUACUGAUGAUUAUUUAGAUUUAAUCAAGUAUAAAAAAUGUUAUAUAGAAUGUAAAAAACAUCAAUUUUGUAGUCAAUUUCCAUUAGGUGAGAAGAUGACAGUAUUUACAUUAAUAUAUCGUUAUUUAGAUAUAAUGAGUGUACCAGAAAGAAGGUUUGUGAAUAAAUGCUAUAAUAAUACAAAUAAUCAUAUGCAUAAAGAACGUUUGAAGGAAAUGAUACAAAGAAGUGUAGACUCAAAAAAGGAUUAUUGUGAUUAUAUUAAAGAUGAGCAUCGUAAUUAUCUUGAAUUAUUAUGGGAUUUUAAUUCAAUUGAAUUGCAAAUUGAUGACAUUAUCAAUUUUAUACCAGUAAUCAUUCCUAGAUAUUACUCUAUAUGCAAUACAUUGGAUUGGUAUAAGUUAAAUUUAUGGAGAUAUAUUGAUUAUGAGAAUUAUAUUAGAAGAAUGACUGUUGGAAUAUUUAAUCAUUGUUUUGAAUAUGAUGAUGAUAAUGAUAAUGGUGAUGUUAAUCAUCAUCAUUUUAAAAUGUUAUUACCUGAAAUAUUAUCAAAUACAUUAGGAUUAUUUUUACCAAAAAUAAAAGUUAAUAAUAAUAAUAAUAAUAAUAAUCAAUUACUCAUAAUUAAUAAUUAUAAUACAUUUAAAAAAUUAAAAACAAAAGUUAUUCAAAAUUAUAUUGUUAAACUUAAAGAAAAAUAUUUAUAUAAUAUGAUGCAAGAAUUUAAAAGUAUCUAUUGUGAUCAAGAAUAUGCUCAUUUUAAUAAUAGUAAUAUUAUAGAAAUCUGUGUUGAUGUAAUUGAAUGGAACACAACAUUUAAUAGAAAAAUACGUGGAUUAUGUUCUGGCUAUUUGGAUGAUAUUAUAUAUAAUAACAAAACAUUAAUAGCAUUUGAAAAUAAAAUUAGUGAUGAAAUAAUUAAAGAAUUAGUUGAUCCAAAAAUACCUCUAUUAUUAAUAUCAUGUGGAUUGGGUAUAACAGGAAUUAUAUCAAUACUACAAGAAAGAGUUAUUAAUAUUUUAAGACAAAGAAAUGUUAAUCAUGAUCAUAAAAAUGAAAUAACUAAUAACACUUUAGUAUAUAUUGGAUUAAGAUAUAGUAAUGUAAUGUAUCCAUAUAUUGAUCAAAUUUACGAAUUUUCAAAAAGAAAAGAAUUAAUUGGUCAAAUUCAGUUUAAUAUAUCAUAUUCUAGAAAAAAUCCUGGAAUAAAGGAAUCUAUAUUUAAAACUGAAAAAACUCAUAAAUUAGUUAAUUUAAAUCAUUUAAGAUCUGGCUGUUAUAUACAAUCAUUAUUAUUAAAUGAAGAUAAUGAAAUUGAUAAUAUGAGAGAAUAUAUAGUUAAUUGCAUAUUAAAUGGUUAUAUUUUAAUUUGUGGAAAUGCAUUAUCAAUGCCUAUAGAAAUAAGAGAAACUCUUGCAAAAAUACUUGUAUUAUCAGGUAAAUUUGAUACAAUAGAAGAUUCUUUAAUAUAUAUAAAAAAAUUAAUAAGAUAUGGUAGAUAUAUAGAGGAAACAUGGGUUUAA